AUGCAUAAGGUUCAGCUGUUCAUUUGGAAAUGUUUUGAAAACGUUCUUCCAUCUAAAUGCAAGCUUGCUCAGUAUAAUGACACUUGGAUCGGUCUCGUUGGUAUUAACAGCCACGGUGAUCGACCAGUUGGGGUAUCAAAAACUCAUUACUUCAUAGGAUUUCUUAUGACGCUUGCUUCUGCUGCUUUAAGUGGCCUUAUCAUGCCUAUGAUUGAGCUUGCUUUCAGUAAAGCAACUAGAAGUAUUACUUACUCUACUUUGUUGCAGUUCCAAAUCACUCUUGCGAUAUCUGCAAAUUCCUUGAACAUCAUCGGGGUGCUAAUAAACAAGGAUUUUCAGACUAUCAUGCUGUUCUUCACAGCAUUUACAUUUCAAUUGAUGACUAUGGGAUUCCUUGGUGUGAUUCUAUACACGAGUGCUCUUUUCAAUGGUAUAUUCACAUCAGUCCCCAUCCCAUUCACGCAAGUUGCAGCCGUCAUAUUUUACCACGAGCAGUUCACAGGUCUAAAAGGAAUGGCAUUGGCGUUAUGUCUCCGGGGUUUCUGUUCAUAUUUCUAUGGAGAAUACAAGAUGCUGCAUAAGGUUGUGAGUAAAGAAACUCCUGAGAAUCUGUGA
Papaver somniferum (opium poppy) is the source of this 615-nucleotide messenger RNA. RefSeq names its product purine permease 3-like. The record is from RefSeq and is a predicted model, not a curated record. Gene Ontology annotation, cellular component: membrane. Gene Ontology annotation, molecular function: purine nucleoside transmembrane transporter activity. The transcript has 2 exons. Bases 1 to 615 code for a protein of 204 amino acids. NCBI's taxonomy places the organism in Eukaryota, Viridiplantae, Streptophyta, Magnoliopsida, Ranunculales, Papaveraceae.